This is a messenger RNA of Annulohypoxylon truncatum, 1349 nucleotides long. RefSeq names its product serine hydrolase FSH. NCBI's taxonomy places the organism in Eukaryota, Fungi, Ascomycota, Sordariomycetes, Xylariales, Hypoxylaceae. The transcript has a single exon. Gene Ontology annotation, biological process: secondary metabolite biosynthetic process. The record is from RefSeq and is a predicted model, not a curated record. The coding region runs from base 440 to 1234 and encodes 264 amino acids. Gene Ontology annotation, cellular component: nucleus; cytoplasm.
ACCCGGCUUACUAAGUAACAAAGGAAGGAGGCGAGACUUGAGUUGGUGAAGUCCGAAACAAUAACGUAUCCGAGGAUCCUGAUUGGCUGCCGAUAUGUCGUUAGGGAAUCCUGCUCCCCUCCCUGACACAUGUCAGCAUUCCGCGGAUCCGGAGUUUCUGCGUCACCUAUGUCUUGCAGUGACAUUCAUGUGCACUUGUCGCUGGCGAGUGACAUCUCAUAUUAACUUUACUCGCUUCAAAACAGCCCCUUCUACCCGUGCUCGUUGUUCCUUUCUGUUACUAUGUUGAUAUAAAGCCCCGUGCUCUGCGGUUGAAAUCUACCUGUGACCCCAAGCCACAUCGCCGUCUGACAGCCCCCCUGCAUCAUCAGGGAUAGUAAGCAGCACUUUUAAUCACUUUAAUUGUUCUCGUUUCCGAAAAUUCCGCCACGGACGCGUUAUGGCACGCAACGGAGACUCAACGCUGCACCUGCCGCGCAUCCUCUGCUUGCACGGUGGAGGCACCAACGCGCGUAUCUUCAAGUCGCAAUGCCGCGUCAUGUCGCGGAUGUUAGAGCCAUACUUCCGGUUGGUGUACGCGGAGGCUCCGUACGAAUCCUCCGCCGGCCCGGACGUGCUAUCUGUCUACGCCGAGCACGGCCCAUUCAAGCGCUGGCUGCGGUGGCUCCCGGACCAGCCCGAGGUUGAGGACGAUGCCGCGAUCGGGGAGAUCGACGCCCAGCUUAAAAAAGCCAUGGAUGAGGACAACCGCGAGGGUGCUACGGGGCCGUGGGUCGGGCUGCUUGGGUUCAGUCAGGGCGCUAAGCUAGCGGCGAGUCUGCUAUUCAGACAACAGAUCCGAGCGGCGAAGUUAGGAGCCUCGUCAGCGGGCUCGGACUGGAAGUUUGCCGUGCUUAUGGCCGGACGGGCACCCAUAGUGAAUCUAGCACCCGACGUGUUUAAGUCGUCUAUGCUGCAUCACCCAUCGCAAAUCGGACUUAUGGGCGGCCCGGAUCUGAUGGAGAUGAUGAAGGGAGAACACAUAUUGAGGCUUCCGACUAUCCACGUCCACGGGUUGAGCGACCCAGGCCUGCAUCUACAUCGCGAGCUGUACGAGGAAUACUGCGACCCGGCGACUAAGAGGUUGGUUGAGUGGAACGGAAAUCAUAGGGUACCGCUCAAGGGAACGGAUGUAACCCCGGUAAUAGACGAGAUCCUAGAUGUUGCAAGGGAAACCGGGGCGCUGAAAGGUUGAGAUAAUGUUGCAUGUUUUUUCUAGCUUUUUCUUGCAUUUAGAUUGGAUACCGUUUGUUAGAAUCAUAUUAAAUACCUAUCGAGUUAGACGGAGUAAUGAGAUAACAAAUAUUCUA